UCAACCGAUUUCUACAUCCCGGCCCUCAUCUCUCUCGGCACCAAGCAGACACUGUGAAUAACUUGAAAAUGUUUUUCAACUGUAAAUAACUGAAUCAGUGGAGAACCACGGUUGGAUCACGACGCAGUCACGGAACACGAAUUGGCCAAAAGGGUUGCCGAAUCCGGAUCCGCAAUUCGGAGAUCCAAAUGACGGAUUCGAAUCUGGAGUUGCAGGAAUCGGGUUGGGAGGAGCUGAGGAGAGAGGCCCGGAAGAUUGAGGGGGAUCUUGAUGUCAAGCUCUCUUCUUACGCUAAGCUUGGUGCUAGGUUCACACAAGGAGGUUAUGUAGACUCUGGGUCACCACCUGUUAGUUCGAGCAGGUCAUGGAAGUCCAUGGAAAUGGAGAUCGAGUCUUUGCUUGAGAAACUUUUGGAUAUCAAUGAUUCAAUGAGUCGAUGUGCUGCAUCUGCUACACCAGCUACUUCUGUAACUCAGAAGCUAGCAAGGCAUAGAGACAUACUUCAUGAGUUUACCCAGGAGUUUAGAAGAAUCAAGGGGAACAUAAAUUCAUUGAGGGAACAUGCAGAGCUUCUGACUUCAGUCAGGGAUGAUAUCAGUGAGUACAAGGCAUCGGGGAGUAUGUCACCAAGAAUGCAAAUACUACGGGAGAGAGCUGCCAUCCACGGAAGCGUAUCUCAUAUAGAUGAGGUGAUUAGUCAAGCUCAAACAACAAGGGCAGUCUUGGGCUCUCAAAGGGCUCUGUUUGGUGAUGUUCAAGGGAAAGUGAAAAAUCUAAGUGACAAGUUCCCUAUAAUCCGCGGCCUACUUGGUUCGAUUCGAAGGCGGCGAUCAAGAGACACGCUUAUUCUGUCUGCAGUCAUUGCAGCUUGUACCUUGUUUCUUAUUAUCUACUGGCUUUCAAAAUAAAUAUACGAAUGAGAUUUGUGAUGCAGAAAGUUUUAAACGAUGGUACCUCUCUAGGGAAUUUUGCUUCUGUAAUUUCUUGGGACAAAUUGUUUAUAUAUUUCAAAAGUUAGUGGUGCCUAUUUUGUGGUGCCAUUCCAAUGAA
Molecule: messenger RNA, 1050 nt
Organism: Pyrus x bretschneideri (Chinese white pear)
Lineage: Eukaryota; Viridiplantae; Streptophyta; Magnoliopsida; Rosales; Rosaceae
Product: Golgi SNAP receptor complex member 1-2
Exons: 6
Coding region: 189-908 (239 amino acids)
Biological process (GO): endoplasmic reticulum to Golgi vesicle-mediated transport; vesicle fusion
Cellular component (GO): cis-Golgi network; SNARE complex; Golgi membrane
Molecular function (GO): SNAP receptor activity
Source: RefSeq, a predicted model, not a curated record